Molecule: messenger RNA, 1218 nt
Organism: Annulohypoxylon maeteangense
Lineage: Eukaryota; Fungi; Ascomycota; Sordariomycetes; Xylariales; Hypoxylaceae
Exons: 2
Coding region: 122-1021 (299 amino acids)
Source: RefSeq, a predicted model, not a curated record
AGCUACAGCCUCGAAUUCACACUUAAUUCACUUUUCUCUUCAAUUCCCUUUGAUUUCGAUAGCCCUGGCGGCAUUUUAUAUUAUUCCUAUUCCUAUUCAUUAAUCAGCAUAAGCCGCCAGGAUGCGCUACUCACUCAUAACCGUCUCAGGCGUACUCGCCGUUGCUUCUGGACACGGCCUUGUGACGUCUAUUAAGGGAGCUAAUGGGGUGACAAUGCCCGGUCUUAGUGUUGCCGAUGGAACGCCACGAGACUGCAGCUCCAAUGCAUGUGGCUCUCAGGCGGAUACCGCUAUCAUCAGGGACCGCGAGAUCACUAGUGGCAAGGCCUCCCCUCUCGGUCGAACCCAGGGCAACGGCCCUAUCGACGCCGCCACCAUGAUACAGAGUUUCAUGGGCGGCGCAACUGCCCCUAAAAACAACGGCUCGGCUGCUUCGGUUGGCGUUGAAGACCAAAUUCCGGCGAACGCUGGCAAGCGAGACAACUUCUUCGUCCGUGGGCUCAAAGACUUGCUUGGGGGCCUAACGGGCAAGAGCGGUGGCACAAAGACCUCGGCCGCGCAAGAAACAUCGGUUGCCGCCACCGCUGGCAAGGGCGCUACCUCCGGUCUACCGACUUCAGCCGACGAUGGGUCAAUCACUAUGAACUUCCGACAAAUCAACCAGGACGGCGCCGGUCCGAUAACAGCUGCUGUUGAUGGAACUUCAGGAGGUACAAAAGAGGAUGCGUUCAAGACGGCCGAGGUCACGCAAGACGUGCCCGGAGCGGGAUUCCUAGGACUGUCCUUGGCUACCAACACGGAUUUCCCGCUAACCGUUCAAAUGCCGGCGGGCAUGACUUGCGACGCAACUGUCGGCGGUGCCAGCAAUGUCUGUGUCGUGCGAGUCCGAAAUAACGCUAUCGCUGGGCCAUUCGGUGGAUCCGCAGCUUUCACUCAGUCUCCUGCUGCACGCAAGAGGGCUUUGAACUACCGCAUGAAGAUGAAGCGCCAGAGUGAGCAGAACCGCCGCCUUCGGAAGUAAGAGCAAUAGGUACGGAUUGUAUGUACUAUGGGAUAAAGGUUAUGAAGGCGUUGGGACUCGACGGGUCGAGAUCGGAUAUUUGGGUUUAUAGUUCUUAUACCUCAUGGUUUGGCUGAUAGAGAAUUCUGGUGAUUCUAGGAAAUUAUAUUAUUGGUUACGUUGACGUUUGGUGCAAGCAUUUGAAUUUUGAAUUGUGA